CAUACCACUCAAUUACAGUUGUUUGCUUUUGUUGCUGCGAUCUUGAAGUGCUUUUAGCUGAUAUUCGACAAUAUGCUUAAUAACAUUGCCAAUUUUGCCAAUUACUGGUGGUUUCGCUAUCUAAUGGUGACUGAGCUCUAUGUAGUCGAAAAAUGGGAGCGUGUAACAAUACACGCCAUAUUUAUGAUUCUGUUCUGCGUGUUCUGGUACUUCAACUACUCUGUGCUGCUUUCUUUGACUGGAAAUCUAUUUAAGUACACGCCGAUUGGAAACAUUUUGCCUGCUGUGCCACAAACUGCGGGCAUCAAAGUCACAUAAAAGUAUUUGGAAGUUAAUACACUUUCUACAAAUAUUAGAGCGCUUCGAUGUCCAAUUUAACUACAGAGCGAAUACAUAAUAUAUA
Messenger RNA from Drosophila navojoa, 403 nucleotides. It is a transcript of the gene ghi, whose product is annotated as ghiberti. The record is from RefSeq and is a predicted model, not a curated record. Lineage: Eukaryota; Metazoa; Arthropoda; Insecta; Diptera; Drosophilidae.